Polypterus senegalus (gray bichir) is the source of this 663-nucleotide messenger RNA. RefSeq lists its product as uncharacterized. Lineage: Eukaryota; Metazoa; Chordata; Cladistia; Polypteriformes; Polypteridae. The record is from RefSeq and is a predicted model, not a curated record. The transcript has 3 exons. The coding region runs from base 28 to 663 and encodes 211 amino acids.
CUUUGUUUUUAGUCAUUUUUGUAGGCUAUGUAUCACAUUGUGAAUUUUUCGGAAUGCAAUGAAGUUGAGUUGGUACCAUCCAAUUGGGUAUCCAAUGGAGUUUGUGCUUGGCCACCAUAUAAAACUGGAGAUAUCCAUAAGGCUAUAAUAAAUAAAGAGCAGCCCAAAGAAAACUGGAAAUCAUUUAAGGUUGAGGUUAUGUACACAACAGAUAAUUACAGAACUGCAAGACUGAAGCUUCCAGUUGCCGAAAGACACUCAGAUUUGCAGACAGCAGAAGAUGAAGAAGACAAUGAAAUUCCAAAAAGGACAAAAAGAAGGAAAAUAGCAAACACAAGAUUUGAUAGUGAUAGUGACGGUGAUGUCUGUAGCAAACCCAAAAGCCAUCUACCUCCACCACCCAAGAUAACCCCUCCUCAAAAAUGUUCAAAAUCAACCGCCAAGAUGUCUGCUGACCAUGGAGAACUUGGACGAAAUGCAAAAUCAAUGUGCAGGAUGCAUCAACCUGACAGUGUUCAGCUACAUUCAGAAUGUAGUUCCACUGAAUGUGGAAGAUGCAGUCAAGAAAGGAAAAGCCUGAGAAAUGAUUACAGAAAUCAAAGUGCAUCUACAGUGGAAGAGCACCUAACCCCAGAGUGUGUGGAAAUUGCAGAUACGCUUUAG